AUGGAAGACAUGUUAAUUGAACUAAAGUCAAGAAGCAAAGAGCAAGUCAUCCUGGAGUCGGUUUCUUUCCUGUUUCUUUCGUUACUUAUGUUGUUUGGAAACUUUGUCACCCUCUUGGUCAUGUUGCUGAACCGUCGAUUGCGAACAAUUCCAAAUAUGUUCGUGGCAUCGCUUGCUGUUUCAGAUUUCUCUAUAGGGGCUUUGAUCUCCGUUCCUUUAUGCAUUCCCACAUUGGUGACAUCUCAUUGGCCGUUCAAUGAUGCAACUUUCCAGUUCCAGGGGUACAUAGUCAUGGCAUUAGUUGCUGUUUCAGUUCACACACUGGCAUUGAUGCCUGUUAACAGGUAUUUUAGAAUCGUCAAACCAUGAAAGUAUCGCCGCUACUUCACCAAGAAGAAAACCAUGAUGAUGCUCCUGGUGUCGUGGUUUUAUUCCAUUUGUUGUCCAUUACCAUAUUUCUUGUCUGGACACAAAACAGUUUUUCUUGCAACAACAUUUUCACGGCCUAUGGUAUUCCACUUUAUAUAGAGAUUCCUACAAUUAUAAUCGUUUACUGCUAUCUUAGCAUCUUUAAAACAGUGCGUACUCACAAUAACAACAUUCAAUUUUCUCGCAAUCCAGUCAGCACGGCAAACGUCGAAGAAAUUAAGGUGACGCGCACACUGUUUGUAAUGGUGGUGUUUUUUAAUCUUUGUUGGAUUCCAAUUUUACUGAUUGACAUCUAUUCAAACAAGAUGGACCUUUUCUAGAGAGGUGUACGUAGCAUACACCUUUUUGGCUCAUGUUAGCAGCGCCUUGAAUCCUUUGAUCUACGGAGUACUCAACAGGAAUUUUAGGACUGAUUACCUGAAGUUGCUAUGUUGCAGAUACUGCCGAUCUCAGGUCGUUGUAGAACCGUUGGCUAUGGAUGGAAGAGUGAAUGUUAUUAAGAUGAGACAAGCUCUUCAUCAGCAGAAGAACUCGUCGAACUAAAACUUUGUUCGUCUACAUGUUUUGUUCAAUAAUGAAGUUUAUACGUACGACAUGGAAGUCGACAUAUACAGAAGAACACCAGUUUGUUUUCAGACCGAUAUCUUUUCAUGCAACUGACAGUCUAGUAGAAUUUUUAGCCAUUCCCUCUCUCCUGGAACAGUUGCAUUUAAAAGCCAAACAAUGACAACCACAACAACCAAUAACGAAAAGGCAUUGUGCAAGGCAAAACUAGGACGAGUCAUUUCGCCGGUAUGUGCCGAGCAAACCUUUAGAAAAAGUAUGGAGUGAGGGCUGGAAAUAUUCGAAAGGCAUGACUGAAUAUUUAAUAUUAUGCCUCCCUGAUUAGUUUCAGCCCUUGUGCUACGCUAGAAAUCUGAGACGUAAAUAAAGUUAUCAUCAUCACCAUCAUCAUCAUUUACUUUAUAUAUCUAGCCGGAUUUUGAUAACGUUAUCGCCAAAUGGACCUUUGUGUCGAACAGUUUUUUUCCGGCAAAGUCGCUAUUAUAAAAACUAAGAGUGCAACCAUCGCUUUUUUUUCUUCUCUUCCUUUCCUUUUCCUCGCUCUUUCUUUUUCUCCUUUCCUUUUUCUUCGUUAUUAUGAUUUUGGAGCUUCUCGGGCUUAAGAAACAUGCCUUUUGACGCUUUUUCACACAAAUGACUGCAAAUUUCGUUAGGUUGGUUUUCAAAAAAUCGGAUAGAUAUGCAAAUCAAUGUAUUCCCAUAUAAAUAAAAAUUCUUGUCAAAUAUCCUCCAAAUAAUGCACCCCUUCCAGCCACUCUUGUCCAUACUGACAAUAAGAGAGAGAGAGACACUGCAACGCUAGCGGCGAGGAGCGAGGAGAGUACAAUAGAUAAACUAUCGAAUUUGUCUUAUAUUAAAUGCAGGAGAGAGGGCCAUCUCCAAGGUAAACGUCGGUUCACUGACCACUGCCAGUGUGACGUUACAUACAAACGGGCGAGAGUUUCGGGUCGAUCCUGCAACACGACCCGCGACACAAAUUAACAAAAUUACACAAUUACGGACAAAAAAUACCAAAACGGUUUACAAAAAUCAGAUAAAAGCCACAACAAAGCUCACACUUAAGAUCAAAUUAGUGAUGUAUAGCAAUACUUGCCUAGCUUUUAAUCUUAUCCCCGACCUCUCUUGUUCGAAUGACUAUGGUGUCCCUUGCAAACUUGCACAAGCGACCCGAAGCUCUCGCCAGUUACUAUGUGACGUCACACUGGCAGUGAUGAAUCUGUCACAGACAAACACAUGAAAACAAUGGAUGGCCUUUCCCUCCAGACUAAAAGUCAAACAUCAAAUUUCGCUAUUUUGCUUCGUGGAAAAUCUGAAAAUUGGCAAAUAUAUAUAAAGUUUUCUAUAUUAAGCGUUGGUUAAAAUAUCAAUAAUUCUGUAUCAGGUAUUAGGUGAAAUAUAGACUGAAUUUGCCUAUAUCAUAAAAGUCAAAUAUCAAAAUUUUUACAUUUGGCAUCGUGCGAAAUCUUGAAAUAGUAAAUAUCAAAGUUCCUAUAUGCCAAAUACAAAGAAUUCUGUAUUGGGCAUAAUUGAGUUUAUUUGGAACCAAAUAAAAAACUUUAUGUCUCCCCUUCCAAUUUCUUCAAUGCAUGGAUUUUUGGGGGGUGGGGUCGAUUGCGGCUUCAAAGGCUUAGAGGCUCUCGAAUGUGAACUUUGAAUUAUCUUACAAUGGUUUACGAUCGCGUGAGAAUCACAAGACGAAAAGUAAAAUUACUUUUGGGUAAUAAUCACGAGCUCCUAUGAUAAGGCCACUCGCAGUAAAUUUACUUAGCCUCGAUCUCAUUAUCUCGCGGAGACCCUUUAUAAGAGGGUGUAACCUUUCGUUAAUCCUCUCGGUCUGAAAGCUGACAUCAAGCCGAAUCUUCAAUAGCUGACCCGCUUAUCCUUUGAACAAGCAGCUCUCCUUGGGAAUUCAGCAGAACGGACGUUAAGUAUACCUCAUUUCCUUCUUGUUUUCAACUGUUUGCUGUUAUGGAUAAUACCACCAACAUUCUCAUUCUUGGUCAUUCCUUUGUGAGGCGUUUACAAACAUUCCUCACCGAACAGUACGAUAGGUGUGCCGCUCACAACAUGAACUUGGCUCACGAAAAUGUAUCUUUUCUAGGCAUUGGCGGUAGAACCGUCUCUAAAAUACUGUCAUUUGAUUUGGACAAAAUUAAGGCUUUUCAGCCAAAGGUUAUCAUUUUAGAACUGGGAACUAAUGAUUUGUGUGUAGUGGGGCAGCGCCCCGAAUCUGUUGGUUCAGACAUUGAACAUUUAGUUCAAGUCCUCCAUGAUUACUGUGGAGCAGAAUUUAUAAUGGUAUGCCUAGUAAUUUACCGGUCUGCUAUUCCUCCGCUCGUCCCCGAUUUCAACCACAAAGUAGACCUUCUCAAUAAAUAUCUAAAAGUGGUCCUCGAACCACUCCCUUAUGCUGAAGCGUGGAGCCAUAGAGGGCUUCAAAGUCCAUCUAUUGCUGUUUUAUGCCGAGACGGUGUUCAUUUGAACGAAGCGGGCAACUAUGCUCUUUACCGUAGCUAUAGGGGAGCCAUACUAUUCGCCUUGCAGAAGUUAGCCACUUUUUCUGAGGCUCAGUGACAGAUUCCAACUUGUCUAUACAGCCAUGCAUUAUACCUUCAUUGUAACCGUCCUUUAUCGCGGACAGGAGAGUUUUAUCUUUAUAAGAUAUUGUUAUAAGAUAUUGUAUUUAUUUUACGGACCGGUUUCUCUUUCCGGCACUUUAGCAUGUUCACUGCGGCGUCUCCAAUUUGGAAAUUGCCAAACAUGCUGCCGAUUUUUCUCUUAUUGCCGGUUCUGUUCUUUCUCUCUCCAAUUUAUAAUUUGAGCAGAAUGCUACUGGAUUAGAAAACCCCACUUCCCACCAAAGUAAAAUAAGGAAUUCUUUUCAUAUUUUGCGUCGUGCAAAAUCUGAAAAUUUACAAAUAUAAAGGUUCCCGUAUAUUAUAAUGAAUUUGUCUUUAUCAUGAACAUCAAGUAUCAGAAUUUCUGUAUUUUGCAUGGUACAAAAUCCAGAAAUUGACAAAUAUCAAGGUUUCUGUAUUAGGCGUCAGGUAAAUAUGGGAUUUGUCGUAAUUAAUAAUUAAAAUAUCUGCAAAAUUUCUAUAUUUUGAUUGCAACAAAAUCUGGAAGUUGAAAAAUAGAAAUUAAAAGUUUCUAUGCAUGGUCCUUAUUACGAACGUCAAAUAUCAAAAUGUCUAUAUUUUCCGUCCUGCAAAAUUUGGAAAUGGGCAAAUAUUAAAGUUUCUAUGUUGCACAUCAGGAAAAAUUUGGAAUGUGUCUUUAUAAUAAAAGAAAUUAUCUAUUUUGGAUCGUGAAAAAUCAAGAAAUUUGUAACUAGUAAAGUUUCUAAAUUGUGCAGAAGGAAAUUAUGGAAAUUUGUUUAUUACGAACGUAAAAUAUGAAUAUUUCUCUAUUUUACACCAUACAAAAUCUACAAAUUGAUGAACGUCAACUAUCAAAAUUUCUAUAUUUUGGGUUUUGCAAAAUCUGGAAAUUGGCAACUAUCAAAAUUUCUAUAUGGUGCAUUCUGUAUGGAUUUUGCCUUUAUUUUAGAAGUCAAAUUACAAAUUUCCAUAUUUCGCCAAAUCUCGAGAAUUACAAAUAUUAAAUUUUAUAUAUAUUUGUUAUAUAUACUGUGCAUUAAGUAAAAGAUGGAAUGUGUCCUUAUUAUGAACGUGAAGUAUCGAAAUAUCUAUAUUUUACGUGGUGCAAAAUCUGGAAAUUGGAAAAAAUCAAAGUUUCUAGUUAGUGCAUUUGGUAAAAAAUGGAUUUUGCCUCGUGCAAACUCUGGAAAUAGGCAAACAUCAAAAUUUCUAUAAAGUGCAUGCGGUAAAAUAUGGAUUUUGUCUUAAUUAUAGAAGUCAAAUGUCUAUAUUUUGCGUUGUCUAAAAUCUGGAAAUUGACAAAUAUUAAAAUUUCUAUUGUUCAUUAUGUAAAAUACAAAUUUUGUCUAUUAUAAAAGUCAAAUACCAAAAUUUCUACAUUUUGCACAGUGUAAAAUCUAGAAAAUUAGCCAUUAUCAAGGUUAGGGCUUUCCAGAAGUUGCACGGCAACUUUUUACAAAUCCUAGCAAUUUCUAGUUUUCUAUCAAUUCUGAGAUAUCGGAGCAGCUUAUAGUGCUUAAAUUGGCCUUGCUUUCAUAUUUCACAAUGUAUUAGCAGACAAUUUAUUAAUUUCCUGUGAAAAUGGAGGCAAUUCCUCCCCCGGGGCAGCCGAGCUGCUAGGUCAGUGACUCACACUCGACUGAUUAGAGUGUCUCAGGUGAAGAAGGGUAUUCAGAUCCUUAUAGGGUAGCCGCAGAAGCGGGAGCAAGACAGUACUUGAACGAAAGCGGCAAUUUCAGCAGAACGCAGAGAACAUUUUUUUGGUUUAAAUUGAGGACAAAAUUUAUCAAAAGUUUUUUUUGAGCAACUUUCGUUACAAAAAGCAACUUUUGACUUUUUUGAGCAUCUUUUGAGCAACUUUUUUGAGCAAUUACGAGAAACUUUUUGGGAAAUCUCUUGAAACUUGUGGAAGGCCCUAAUUAAGGUUUCUAUAUUGUGCAUUAGGUAAAGUAUGGAUUUUUUUGUAUGACCUGGGUGAAAUAUCAAAAUUGCUAUAAUUUGCGUCUUGAACAUUCUGUAAAUUGGAAAUAUCUAGGUUUCUAUAUUAGGGACUUAUUAAUAAGUAAAUACAGAAUUCGUCUUUAUUGUAAAAGUGAAAUGUCAAAAUUUCUAUAUUUUACGUCGUGCAAAAUCUGGAAAUUGGAAAAAAAUCGAAGUUUCUAUUUAGCGCAUUUGGUAAAAAAUGGAUUUUGUUUUUGAUACAAAAGUCACGUGUUAAAAUUUAUUUAUUUUGUGUUUUGCAAAAUCUGGAAAUUGGCAAAUGUCAAAGUUUCUAUAUUGGGUAAAAUAUGGAUUUUUUUCUUUAUUAUAAAAGUCACUUAUCAAAAUUUCUAUAUUUUGAGUCGUAUAAAUUCUGGAAAUUGGCAAACAUUAAAGUUUCCAUAUUUUGCAAUAAGAAAAAUCUGGCAUUGUCUUUAUUAUAAAUUUCAAGCAUCAAAAAGUCUCUAUUUGGCUUCGUGCCAAACAUGGAAAUUGUUCAACUGAAUCGCUGUCUAUUGGCUAUGGUUUGAAAGAUCUCUUCCUCCAGUCAAGUUAGGUCAAACUUGUCUAAAAUUGUUAAAACUGAUGACUUCACAGGUGACACAAGGGAGGAGGAUCCGCAAGGCUGGUUACGGGUGGUUAGGGUUAGGGUUAGAUUUGCCGAGCUAAUAUCAUAACUGGCACCUUUAAAAACUUUAACAGCAAAUUAUUGUUUUUAGUAAUCUUGGCAGCUUAUCUUUCAAUGUCUUGCUGCGGGUGUGCCACAAAGGGGAACGGUAUCCAGAGCGCGGCUAUACUCUCUCUUUUUCCAAUGUGUCUACAGGAACUAAAUUCCUGAUACGCCUCGUGGUUCUAUGCCCGCGCUAGGUUUCUUACAAAUCAUAUAAACAUGACAUUUACAGCUAUUUUUUUCAUCUAUCAAUACCUCUAUCCUACGAUCAUGCCUUCCCUCACGGGACAAAAAAAUGGAUUUGCACAAAUUUGCUCCUUGCAAAUAUGUCGCAAAGAUAUAUUAAAUGCAGUGGAGUAAACAUAUGACAAACAUAGUAAAUGCCACAUUUGCUUAGUUAUUUACAACUCCUGUUUUAUGGUAUGUUAAUGUGGCAUUUACCAUCUCUGCCAUAUAUUAACUCCUCAUUAUUUACAUAAUUGCGACAUAUUUGCAACAAGAAAAUUUGUGCAAAUCCAUUUUUUGCGUCCAAUGCCUAUUUCUCUUGAUUAUGACUUUCCUGGAAAAGAGGGCAUGAUACAUCUAGUUGCCAUCAACUACAUAUUAACUCUUGGACUUUGGGGAAUUUUUUAACAAGGGAUACCAUUCAAGCAAAUCUGUUUGGGGAUCACACCAUACUGCUGUGGAACGUAGUUGCAAAUUCAGACACAGCAGUCUUCAAUUGGCUCGUGAACCAACCAAUCGUUCGCUCAUGUUUCUUCGAUCACGUGAGAAGAGGAUGUAAAUCAAUCAAUCAAUCAGUCAAUCAAUGUGGCUAGUUCAUGGCCUAUUUUCUUUGGCCAAAUUAAUAAAAAUAACAGAAGGCAAAGACGCUAACUUCGUUAGCUGCUCCGAAAAGGUGCAGAGAAAAAUAGCCAUUUUGGCAGAUUUUUAGACACAGGACGAUUAAAUCAAAGUUCAUAGUGGAAAAGUGUAAAUAAACUUUUAAAGCAGUUGUAAUGCAAAUUUAUAGAAGUUCAAGACGAAAUAACUAAAUUUUUAACCAAAAAACGAUUUGAAAAAAGACUUGAAUUUUAAAUGAAUAUUUAAAGAGCAAAUAAAAAGAUUAAAUCACGCUGUUUCGGGGUAAAGUGAAAAGGAACAAAAUGUAAGCAGUUUGAUAUAAUGUUGAAUUUAAUCAGUUUUAAAGUCAAAUUUUAAAUAAAUUUCGGUUCCAAAGCCGGAGUUAAAACUGAAUAAAUAAAGUUUAAAUCAUUCAAACGGGGUUUUUUAAAAAAUUUGCUCAAUAUGGACAGGCAUGGACGGCUAUCCAUAAUAUCCUUACACACUUUCCCAUAAUACAAAGCCCUGACUGUUCCAAGACAUAAGCUCAGAUGAAAAAAAGAGCUGCUUAUAAAUUAAAUACUAAAACAAUUUAAUGUUGCAAGUUUUUUUUUCUAACUCAAAGAACUGAUCGGCAGCUUCGUUUAUGUUUUUGGAGGGCACUCGAUGCCAUAGCAACUAAAAUAUAAAUUAUUUAUUUUCCCAAACUUGAGCCAUCUGCUGAGACGGUAGACCGUGUAAGUUCUUCCCACCUUUAUAUGGCUUAGAUCAAAUGUGAUACAAUCUCUGAGGUGUUAUAGAUACAUUCUUUUAGCGUUUUGUCUACACACUAUCAUGUUCGAAUGUUCGUAGCUGAAACUAGAUGACUCUGCAAAACAUCAUGGACUCCACAGAGAAGCAACUGGAAGACAUGUUAAAUGAACUAAAGUCAAGAAGCAUAGUUGCAGUCAUCCUGGAAUCAAGUGUUUUAAUAUUUCUUUUGUCGUUCUUGAUGGUUGGCAACUCAAUAACCCUCCUCGUUAUGUUGCUAAACCAUCGGAUAAGGACAAUUCCAAAUAUGUUCGUGGCAUCACUCGCCUUUACCGACUUAUGUUUGGGAGGUUUCGUGUCGGUUCCUUUGGGACUUUUGUAUUAGUGACAUCUCAGUGGCCGUUCAACGAUUCAACGUGCCAGUUGCAAGGGUACAUAGUCAUAACCUUAGCUGUUGCAUCAGUUCACACAUUGGCCUUGAUGGCGGUUAACAGAUAUUUUAGAAUCGUCAAACCAUCAAAAUACCGCCGCUACUUCACCAAGAAGAAAACCACGAUCAUGAUCCUCUUGUCGUGGUUCUAUUCCAUGUGUUGUCCAUUACCAUAUUUUGUGGGCGGACACAAAAUGAUUUUCCAUGCUUCCAAGUUUUUCUGCUAUCCUACAAUCGAUAACAGUGCAUUUGUGGGCUUUUGGCUUUUACUUUACUUAGGGAUUCCAAGCACUAUUAUCCUUUACUGCUACCUAAGAGUCUUUCAAACAGUUCGCAGUCACAGUAACAACUUCCAACGUCCUGGGAAUCCAGUCAUCACGGCAAAUGUAGAAGAGAUUAAGGUGGCUCGCACACUGUUUGUGUAA
Porites lobata is the source of this 8670-nucleotide messenger RNA. The record is from the annotation of a GenBank genome assembly. NCBI's taxonomy places the organism in Eukaryota, Metazoa, Cnidaria, Anthozoa, Scleractinia, Poritidae.